AUGAAAGACCUGGGUGAAUCAAAACUAUGCCUGGAUGCUCCUACACAAAUUGAUUCCUUGGUAAGCUGCUAUAAUAAUACAUUAUCUUCUGUUCUGGAUCGCCACGCUCCGCUGAAGAGGAGAAUUGUUACCUCUAGGGCUAUGGUGCCAUGGUAUGACGAGGAAAUCAAACUUGCAAAGAAGGAAAGAAGGAAAGCGGAGCGGAAAUGGCGGACUACAAAAACGACGGCAGAUUUUAAUAAAUUUAAAUCAUUGAAAAACCAUUGUACUCAAUUAAUGAGGAAAGCAAAAUGCUCCUUUUUCUCUGAUUUUAUCAAAGAAAACAGCAAUAACCAAGGGACUCUAUUCAAAGCUAUCAAAGGAAUGCUGGCUGAAAAAAAAUGCAAUAAGUUUCCCCGGACGUAAUGAAACAGCUCUCUUGCUAUUAUUCUUCCCAUAUUAAAAAAGUCUGGGCUGGAGUCCGCUUUUGAAAAUCUUCGUCCCAUCAGUAAUUUAGCAUAUAUUUCAAAGCUUAUUGAACGAGCAGUAUAUAAUCAAACGCACGAUCAUAUCCUUCGAUGUGGCUUUUAUCCAGUUUUGCAAUCUGCUUACCGGCGGUAUCACUCCACAGAGACUGCGUUACUCAAAGUACUCAAUGACAUUUUGUUGAGCAUGAACAGUCAACGUGUCACUCUCUUCGUUCUUCUGGGCCUAAGUUCCGCUUUUGACACAAUUGAUCAUGGAAUUUUGCUGGAACGGUUAAGGUCAAAAUUUGGAAUACGUGGAACAGUUCUCAGUUGGUUUUCUUCCUAUUUGUCUAGUCGAAGUCAACGUGUUAUGCUAAAUGGUACCUUUUCUGAUUCAUCUGAUUUGAACUUUGGUGUCCCGCAGGGUUCGUGUUUGGGGCCUCUUCUUUUUAUAUUAUAUGCCUCCAAACUGUUCGAUAUUAUUAACAAUCACUCGCCAGAUUUACAUGGUUUUGCUGAUGACACUCAGUUGUAUGUGUCAUUCAAACCUGACUACCCAUGCGAUCAAUGUGAAGCGAUCUCGGUAAUGGAAAGCUGUGUCAACGAUCUUCGGAAAUGGAUGAUUCAAGAUAAAUUGAAACUAAAUGACGGUAAAACUGAACUGUUAAUAAUUGGAUCUAAGCAGCAACUGCACAAACUUAACCCAUGCCAUGUACGUGUCGGGAAUGCUGAUGUCCUUCCUGUACCAAUAGCUCGUGAUCUAGGAGUUUGGCUUGAUUCAAAUUUAAAAAUGUCAUGUCAUAUAACAAAGACAUGUGGUGCCGCAUUCUAUUGGCUUCACAACAUCAAACGCAUCAGCAAGUUUUUAUCUCGGGAAAAUCUGUUGACU
This is a messenger RNA of Paramuricea clavata, 1335 nucleotides long. Lineage: Eukaryota; Metazoa; Cnidaria; Anthozoa; Malacalcyonacea; Plexauridae. The record is from the annotation of a GenBank genome assembly.